AUGAGUGGCGAUGGUGAUGGUUUCAACCCUGCUGCAGUGGCUCAGCCAGUAGAAGAUGUGCAAGGAGAUGGGCGGUGGAUGUCACAGCACACCCGAUUUGUGCAGGAGUGCAAGGAUGGAGAACCAGAUGUGCUUUUUGUAGGAGACUCUAUGGUACAGCUAAUGCAGCAGUAUGAGGUCUGGAGGGAGUUGUUCUCACCACUUCAUGCCCUCAACUUUGGCAUCGGAGGCGACACCACCUGCAACGUGUUAUGGCGGCUGCAGAAUGGAGAGCUGGAGAAUAUCCGUCCCAAGAUUGUGGUGGUGUGGGUAGGAACUAACAAUCACGAACACACGGCAGAGCAGGUUGCCGGGGGAAUUCUUUCCAUCGCAAAGCUGCUGACUUCCCGGCUACCAAAAGCAAAAGUAGUUGUGCUGGGUUUAUUACCGAGGGGGGAGCGUCCGAACCCGCUGCGGGAGAAGAACGCGGCGGUCAAUGACUUUCUACGCUCCUGGCUGCCCCGCCUGGCUCAGACGCAAUUCCUGGACGUGAGCGCCGAGUUGGUCCACUCCGACGGCACCAUCGCGCCUCAGGACAUGUUCGACUUCCUCCACCUGACGUCGACGGGUUACCGCGCUGUAGCGAAGCCCCUCAGCGACCUGCUGCUCCAGAUACUGGAAGAGACGCCGGAAGAGCGGAGGGCGUCGCUGGUUUGA
This is a messenger RNA of Nerophis lumbriciformis (worm pipefish), 696 nucleotides long. Lineage: Eukaryota; Metazoa; Chordata; Actinopteri; Syngnathiformes; Syngnathidae. The record is from RefSeq and is a predicted model, not a curated record.